AUGUCCGAGAUUGUCUCGACAGAAGCCAUGCCUUGUCUCUAUCGCCAGCAAAACGAAAGCUGUCUGAAAGCAACAACAGGAGCAGGAAGACAACAACAACAACAACAACAACAACAACAACAACAACAACAACAACAACAACAACAGCAACAGCAACAGCAACAGCAACAGCAACAGCAACAGCAACAGCAACAGCAACAGCAACAGCAACAGCAACAGCAACAGCAACAGCAACAGCAACAGCAGAGAGGAUGA
Messenger RNA from Gamsiella multidivaricata, 255 nucleotides. RefSeq lists its product as uncharacterized. The transcript has 3 exons. The coding region runs from base 1 to 255 and encodes 84 amino acids. The record is from RefSeq and is a predicted model, not a curated record. Lineage: Eukaryota; Fungi; Mortierellomycota; Mortierellomycetes; Mortierellales; Mortierellaceae.